Cornus florida is the source of this 1132-nucleotide messenger RNA. Its product is annotated as probable glutathione S-transferase. Gene Ontology annotation, molecular function: glutathione transferase activity. Gene Ontology annotation, cellular component: cytoplasm. The record is from RefSeq and is a predicted model, not a curated record. The transcript has 2 exons. NCBI's taxonomy places the organism in Eukaryota, Viridiplantae, Streptophyta, Magnoliopsida, Cornales, Cornaceae. Gene Ontology annotation, biological process: glutathione metabolic process. Bases 100 to 867 code for a protein of 255 amino acids.
CAUUUUAAGUGUCUGUGAGUCUGUGAGUCCCGCCCAUUUAUAUAACUUUUCUCUUUUUCUUUUUCUUUUACCUUUAAAUUACACCUCACACACACAAAUAUGUACACAUAUGCACACAUAAAUAUAAGACAGACAUUACCUAAAAAAAAAAAAACUCUUAAGUUGUGUUUGGUGUUAGGAACUAAACCAGGUGUUGUAAUGGCAGAUGAAGUGAAGUUGCUUGGGGUUUGUCGAAGCCCUGCUAGUUGCAGAGUUGAGAUUGCUCUGAAACUAAAAGGUGUCCCAUAUGAAUUCAUAGAAGAAGAAGAUCUGUUUGGGAAGAAGAGUGAUUUGCUCCUCAAGUCCAACCCUGUCCACAAGAAAAUCCCUGUGCUCUUGCACAAUGAAAAGCCCUUUGCCGAGUCCGUCCUUAUUCUCGAAUACAUCGACGACACCUGGAAAGGCGGCCAUCCCAUCUUGCCCAAACAUCCUUAUGACAGAGCCAUGGCACGUUUCUGGGCCAAGUUCAUAGAUGACAAGUGCUACACUACAAUAUGGAAGGCGAAUUGGAGCAAAGACAAGGAGAAAGAGGAAGCCAUGGCAGAGGGAUAUGAGCUCCUGAAAACCCUUGAAAAUGAGCUCAACGGUAAGAGGUUCUUUGGUGGAGACGAUAUCAGAUUGGUUGACAUUAUGGCUAAUGUCUUCUCUCUCUGGGCUAGUUUGUUGCUGGAAGUAAGUGGAACUGAAUUGCUGACAAGGGAGAAAUUUCCUGUUUUAUUUAAAUGGAUCGAUGAGUUUGUUAAUUGCAGUGUUAUCAAGGAAAGUCUGCCUCCCAGAGAUACACUAGUAGACCUUUUCCGAGCUCACUUUGGUGGUGAUUCCAAAUAAGUAGUUUACUGAUGCUGUUUUUGCUGGUCAUAGUCUGUGAAAAUUGUGACAAAUAAGCACUACACUGUCACAAAUAAAACCCUGUCUAGUGUAGUGUGUAGUAUUUAUGUCAGUACUGUUUUGUGUUUGUUUGAAAGUUUUAGUACUUUUCUUUGUUACCAUGCAAGUUUAUUAUUUCGUACUCUUGUUUCAUUUCAUUAUAGAUCAAAGUGAUGUGUUCUGUUGGCAAGGUUGUUCAAUAAUAUCCCAAGUAACUUUUGUAUUA